Messenger RNA from Brugia malayi, 1449 nucleotides. Its product is annotated as Sarcoglycan complex subunit protein. Gene Ontology annotation, molecular function: deoxyribodipyrimidine photo-lyase activity. The coding region runs from base 1 to 1449 and encodes 482 amino acids. NCBI's taxonomy places the organism in Eukaryota, Metazoa, Nematoda, Chromadorea, Rhabditida, Onchocercidae. The record is from RefSeq and is a predicted model, not a curated record. The transcript has 9 exons. Gene Ontology annotation, biological process: photoreactive repair.
AUGCAAAGUCCACGCAUACAACCUUUGAAUAAACAGAAUAUUGUCGCAGGGAAGUAUGUCCUUCUUUUGGUUCGAUGUAUUCGUUCACAACAAUCACCUUCGUUUUCAUUUGCAUCUCAAAAAGCCAAUGAACACGGCGUACCAAUUCUUGUCACAUUUAUUUAUCAACCAGAUCAGUAUAAUUUGGCGCAACGAAAAUUUCUUUUAGAAGGACUAAUUUGUUUGCAAAAUAAUCUAUCGCGUUUGCAUGCACCCUUGUUAGUUGUAAAGGCGAGCGGUAAUGAAGAAGCUACAGAAAUUAUUUUGAAACUAUCUGAUGUAGCCUGUGAAGUGAUCAUAGAUGCUGCCUAUUUACGCGAAGAUCGCAAUUUUGAUGAAAAUCUUAACGAUAAGCUUGUAAUGAAAUGUCGCAGAUUCACAAAAGUUGAAGGGAAUGUCACUAUACCUGUGGCGACCUUAUGCAAUAAGCCAGCUUACAAUGCUAAUACAAUUCGGAAAGUGGCAUGGCAUUUCCUUGACGAUUUUCUUCUUGAAAAGUGGAAUGUUACCCCAAAAAUUUACUGUGAAUCAUGGGAAAGUAUAGUAGAAUAUAACUUGGAAUGUAUGGACAUCUCGUCGGAGUGUACGAGAGCUUACAAUGACUGCAGAACAAGCAGUGUAUUGAAAGGUGGAGAAGAUGCUGCGCUGCAAGUCUUAGACUAUUUCAUUGUUAAUAAUUUAAACACAUAUGAUGAAGAAAGGAAUAUCCCGAACAGUGGAAAGCAGAGUCUUCUUUCACCUUACAUCCACUUUGGCAUGUUGAAUCCAAUUAUGAUUGUUGUUAAAGUCAAACAGUCCGAAGCACCAAAAUCUGCCAAAGAUGCAUUUUUGGAAGAACUGGUUGUUCGGCGGGAGCUAGCGCAUAAUUUUGUUUACUACUACAGAGACACCUACGAUACAUUUGAUUGUUUACCUGAGUGGGCAAAGAAAGCGAUGGAUGAACAUCGUCAUGAUAAACGGGAAUAUAUUUAUAGUUACAAAGAGCUAGAAGAAGGUUGUACGCAUGAUGUUUAUUGGAAUGCAGCACAAUUUGAACUUGUUUUCACUCAUAAAAUGUCGGGUUAUCUUCGUAUGUAUUGGGCGAAAAAAGUAAUCGAAUGGUCUCACGAUUAUGAAUUCGCUUACGCUUUUCUUAUUGAACAAAAUGACAAAUAUGAAUUAGAUGGACGAGAUCCCAAUGGCUAUUGUGGUGUUAUGUGGAAUUUUGGAAUGCAUGAUCGAGCUCAUGCGAACAGACCAGUGUUUGGGAAGAUACGUUAUAUGUGUGCAGAUGGAUUACGGAGGAAGUUCCGAAAUCAUAUUGAUGAGUAUGUUAAUAUCAAUUACAGACGUGCAGGUCGUACGUUAGAGCUAAAUAACCAGGAUCAAACAAAACGACGAAAGCUUCACAAGAUCUUGAGCCAAAAAUAA